Molecule: messenger RNA, 765 nt
Organism: Aspergillus glaucus CBS 516.65
Lineage: Eukaryota; Fungi; Ascomycota; Eurotiomycetes; Eurotiales; Aspergillaceae
Exons: 2
Coding region: 152-580 (142 amino acids)
Source: RefSeq, a predicted model, not a curated record
AUCUGGCCAUGACUUGUCCUCUAUUUAGUGCAGUUGUUUUGUUUUUAAAUCUCUACCCACGACUCUUAUCACGCUUCAAUUAUCCCAACAACCGACGAAUGUAAACUGCAGAACCUUCGAACGAAUCUGGAUCCAAUUCCUCACGCAAGCCAUGACCGAGGGAAUCUUUGCGAUUAAAGCCGAGAAAAUCAAGAACCACGCAGCAAAAGCAUGGGCCGAAGUCAAACCGCUUGCCGAUGUUCUCCCCAGACCUCGACACGGUCCCCUUGCCCCGUUCUUCGGAACACCCGAAUGCGAUACUGUUCUAAAAAUGGCCUUGGAUGAAUAUCUCCAGAAGCCAUCUACCCCCGAAUUCAGAUCCCAUCUGAGAGUAAGCGGUCAUAUUGCUUUCCCUGGCGUAGUAGCCACCGGUCAGACAACGACGAUAUUAGUUCCUCUUCAGGUUAUUGGUGAGGUCAAUGUUGGGCCUGUUAGGAUUGAUCUCGAGCAUCAUUAUAAUAUUUUGAGUUUGUGUGAUGUGGAAGUGUCGGAGGGAGGGAAGAUGGUUGCGUUGGUUGUGUCGAAUAUACCGGCGCAGUAACUUGGAUGUUUGGCUUUGCGCUUUGGUGUAUGUUGGAUCUGUGUCCUUUUGCUUCUUGUUUGCUUAUUUGAAAUCAAUUAUAAUUGUUUGGGGAACGUUACAGUGGCGGGCAAGUUUAAAUUGUCUGCAGCUCCGCAUCAGCUUCCAUGCAAUGGUGGGGGUUCCAGAAGGCAGUAGUAAGUGUC